GCAUUCGCCCUUAGAUACCAAAGAAGCAACAAAUUCUUGGCACACGGGAAGUGUUUAUACUCUGAAAUAGCUUCACGAAUUGAGGAUAACAUCGCAGAUAUCUCUUCAUAAACGCCAAAUGGCUGAAGCAUACCAUAAAGAAGCCUUACGAAAGCAAAGAAUCAUCGACAAAAAGAAUGCAGCAUUAGCAAGAAUUGCCGUUCGACAGGUUUGAAGUUCUUCGCCUUUUGCCCGGCAUGUUUUGUGUUUGCGAGUAGGAAAUUAUUCACGCUGCUAUUUGACGGUUGUUGAACUGUCGAACAUUUCUAUUAAAUGAUAAGCUAGUAUCUUAGAAUUCUAGUCGAUAAUUAAAUAUAUUCAGAAAGGCUCACUAUUCUGCGUUGAACUCUUAAGCUGAACUUCAUUGAAAUUCGAGUAGUUUGGUAAUUAGCUGUUUGCAUAAACUACGAGCGGAAUGUUUUAAUAGCUUUGAGUCGCAGAGAAUGAUUUUGUUGUUGUAUUUGAUCCAGGAAAUAGCCUUCCAAUAGUGCAGCUUUUUAGAGUGAAAUAAUGCUCAAGAAAUUUUGUACGCUUCAAAUUUAGCCCAGCUGUAUACAGUUGUAAUGCCCGAGGCAAUAUGGAGACAGGCGACGUAACCGAGCUUGAAUUUUGAUUACAAACGGGAAUUUCAUUUUGUUUUUAAAAUACUUUGACGACAUCGACUCUGAAAGUGAUUUAUUCAAAGAUGAGCACAGCUAUGACUGAUAAAGGACUAUGACGAUUUUAAUUUGAGACAUUUAUUUUUCUAACAAAGCAUUUACUCUACUUUCCUUGGCGUAGAUUGAUUAAUUAUUUUUAAGGGAUCCUUAUGCACAAAAAAACCUUGUAUCUAGCUUGAGUUUCUAGCCAGCUGUUGUACUCACAGGUGCUGAGGUUAACUGGGUGUUUGGAGAAGGUUUGAACAAUGAAGGAGGUGAUACCCUGGUGAAGAGGGUAUUUUUUUAGUUGGGUGUAACUGUUCUGAGGCAGGACAGCAACUCACUAGCCAUCCGUGCACUUGUUACUUAGGUGUGGAGAACCUAAGUAUUGUGUUCAUCAACCUUUAUAACACUGGCUUCCUUUCUCUCUUUAUCUCUCAUACACUCAUGCCUCUUCUUUUCCUUUACCCAGAUAUUUAUGCUUUUUCUUUUAUUCCAGCAACUGGAAGAUGACAGAAGAAGGUCUGAAGAACAAAGACACAGACAUGAAAUGGCUGAGAGGGAGCAUGAAAAGGCAAGGAAGAGAGAAGAAUACUUAAGCAGUAUGGGCAGAACUGGCAGGAGUACACAGGGAGUGAUCAAUGCCAAUUUUGUCCACAUGCCUAAAGAAAAGAAGAAUAAAAUUUGCCAGAAAGAUCUACGUCACCAGGAAAGAGUAUUGCGUGACAGUUGCCUUGUGAUGGGUAGAGUGAAUGAGUAUUUUCUAGCAUGACAAAAACUGGUUGCUCACAGCAUACAUGACUAAACUGAAAUAACAUGUUUUACUCUUGAUUAGAUGUGUUACAGUUUGGGCCCUGGAUGUUUUCCAUCUAUGUCAGUGUUCAUCAUCCUUGAAUUUUCUGUUUGUUAUUGUUUUUGUCUGUUUGGUAAUUUGGGCAUCCCACCCCUUAAUCUUUUUGGGAUGAAGCAAAUAUUUGGCACGUAAAAAAAAAGAUUCCAAUUACUGUGACAUUUCAAAUCUGGUAACUUUUAUCCUCACAAGACAGGAAAUUGUAAGAUUUUUGUCUUUUUGUGGCAAAUAAUUAUGACAAGUUCAGAUUGUAAAAGUAAUUUUGAAACCUUGUUAUCAUAAUGUGCAAUUUUGUUUACACAUAAUUUGAUACCAAAAUUAUCUCAUCACUUUAUUGUCAGAAUAAGCAGGAAAUGUCCAAAGUACAAUCCAUUUAACACUUCAGAGAAACUCACGUUUCAGGUCGAAGGUUAUAGAGCUGAUCAUUUACAAUAUCCCACCCUUAAAAAUUCUUGACUCAAAACAAACCCUUCAAAGGAUAAUUUAGCAAUUCAAGGUUUAGUGAGAGUUCAGUGAGUUCUGAAAAUCUAUAGUGAUUUUAAAUACUCGUGUAGCUGUAAAUUUGUCAGCUAGUGGUGCACAGAUAUGAUAUCCUUCUUGCAUGCAUGCAUCAAGGUAUUGUAUGUAAGACUGAUGUGACUAAUGCAGGAUAUAGCCUUUGAC
Molecule: messenger RNA, 2190 nt
Organism: Pocillopora meandrina
Lineage: Eukaryota; Metazoa; Cnidaria; Anthozoa; Scleractinia; Pocilloporidae
Source: the annotation of a GenBank genome assembly